Cicer arietinum (chickpea) is the source of this 2652-nucleotide messenger RNA. Lineage: Eukaryota; Viridiplantae; Streptophyta; Magnoliopsida; Fabales; Fabaceae. The record is from RefSeq and is a predicted model, not a curated record.
AAAAACAUAACUAAUCCAAAUUAAUAUUUAUUUCCGACUAACAUAUUUCCGGCGAGCGAGUGUGUGGCGUCUGCCAUUAUCACCGGCGAAGCAAACGUGACAUGCUCAUUGAUGACAGUUUUAAAAUCUUCAUUAUUUCUAAGACACAGUUUCCAGCUAUGUCCCACACAAUUCUCCAUGGAACCACAUUCAUUGCAUUACAAACUCACUCUUGCAUUGAAAUCAUGCAAAAACAUCUCCGAAGUUCGUCAAAUUCAUUGCUACAUGAUUAAAACCUCUCUCACCAACGUUCCUUUUACUCUCAGCAAGCUUCUCGCUGCUUCCAUUUUAGACAUGGAUUAUGCAUCCUCCAUUUGCAGUUAUAUCCAAAACCCUAAUCUUUUCAUGUUCAAUACAAUGCUUAGAGGUUAUUCUAUUAGCAAUUUUUCAAAUAAAGCUUUUCCCAUUUUUAAUGAACUCAGGAAUCGUGGAAUUGAACUUGACCAAUUUUCUUUCGUAACGGUGCUUAAAGCUUGUGGUCGAAGUUUAGAGGUUAGGUUUGGUCAAGGGAUUCAUGGGAUUUCUGUGAAGUCAGGGAAUAGAAUGUUUGUUGAUGUGAACAAUACCCUUUUGCAUUUCUAUAGUGUUUGUAGAAGAAUUGAAGAUGCACAUAAGGUGUUUGAUGAAUUUAUUGAGAGAAAUGAUGUGGUGUCUUGGAACAUUUUGAUGGGUGGGUGUCUUUUUGUUUCGAAGUAUAGUUUGGUUUUUGAGUUAUUCUUGAAGAUGUGCUUUGGUGGGAUUAAAGCUAGUGUGGCAACUAUGUUGAGUCUUUUGUCUGCAGCUGGUGAUAUAGGGAACUUUGUUUUGGGGAAGUCUCUUCAUGGUUACUGUCUCCGAAUCGGAUUUUGUUCUAAUUUAAAUGUUGUUACUGCAUUGAUUGAUAUGUAUGCAAAAACGGGUUGUAUCUAUUUGGCGCGAAAAGUUUUCGAUGGCCUAGAGGAAAAGGAUGUUGUCUUAUGGAACUGUUUAAUAGGAAACUAUGCAAAGAAUAGCCUGGUUGAAGAUGCAGUGGUCUUAUUACAGAAAAUGAGACAUGAGGGAGUUAAACCGAAUUCUUCUACCUUUGUGGGGCUUCUUUCAGAUUGGCCUGCAUCUGGAUCUAUGCAGGUAGUUCGUUACGUUAUUAGUUUGAUCGAAGAGGAGAAACUAGAACUGGAUGUGGUUCUUGGAACAGCUCUUGUUGAUGUGUAUGCUAAAUGUGGCUUUCUAGAUGAGGCCAUGAACAUAUUUGAGAAGAUGGGUGAUAAAGAUGUGAAAUCUUGGACAGCCAUGAUUUCAGGUUAUGGAAUUCAUGGGCAGCCAGUUAAUGCCAUACAUCUUUUCAAAAGGAUGGAGAAUGAAGGGUUUAGACCUAAUGAAGUUACGUUUUUGGCAAUUCUUACUGCUUGUAGUCAUGGAGGACUUGUUAUUGAGGGGAUGGAUAUUUUUAAGCGCAUGGUUCAGGAACAUGGAUUUUCACCACGGGUUGAGCAUUAUGGAUGUCUUAUUGAAGCACUUGAGCUAAUCAAGAGCUUGCCAAUUAAGGGUGAUGCUACUGCAUGGCGGACACUGCUUGCUGCUUGCCGAGUCCACGGAGAUGUUAAAUUGGGGGAAUGUGUGAAAGAUGUGUUGAACAACAUUUAUACAGCUCAUCCUACAGAUUCCAUCCUCAUUUCCAGCACUUAUGCAGUUGCUGGAAGAAUCUCAGAUCUUACAAAAGUGCAAGAAAUGAAGCAAAAAAAUGUUACUUUAGGCAUUUAUGGGGUGCAUGAAACAGAGGGUGAAAGUACGGUAAAGGAGGCUGGGUUCAGCAGAGUUGAAAUUGAUACUUAGGGAUGGGAACACUAAAGGUUUAUGAAGAAGUGUUGUCUCUGUUGCACAAAGUGGCAGCUUCUGCUGUAGACAAAAGUUCCACAUGAAAUGUCAGAACAUAGCCGGUCAUCCCUCAUGACCUUUAGGAAGAAAACACGGUGCACACAAUUUUGAUAUUUAUUGCUCAAGUUGGUUCAAUCUCUGCUUGUGUGGAAUGGUUUGUGCUUGCCCAGUUUGAUUGAAUCGAUUUAUCGUGGUGCAUCAAAAUUAAAUGAAGCCUUCAAUAAAACCCAGUGAGGGUAAAAUUUUGAGCCCUCAGAGUCUCUUGCGGCUAGUGAAAGGGGGGAUAUCCCUAUACUGUUUACAUGAUUGAGCUCUUAAUAGUUUGAAUUGAUAUUGUCUCUUGAGUUCAGCCAGGGAUAUAAAUUGAGUUUUAAAGUGUUACAAUCAAGAUGCACUCUAUUCAAAUUUAGAGAUUGCAUUGAUAUCUUUGUAUAACCCGAUAGUUAAUUAGUUAACUAGUUAGUUGGGGUUGAGAUAAUUAAAGAAAUAAAGUAUGGUGCCUGUAAAUAAGAAGAGUUGAGAGGGACUAGUGAGUGAUUUGUGAGAGAGCUGUGUUCUUAGGGUAGUUUAGAGAUAUUGAAGUUCUGCAUUGUUGUUCUACAUUAAGGGGGAUUUUCUCUAUUCUUUCUAAUAAGAUAACAUGUUCUUAUCAAUAUAUUUGUUGAAGAUAGGGUUUAGCUUAUAGUCAGGAUGAACUAAGCUCCUAUAACUUUUUUAUUUUAUUAUUAACUCAAAUGAAGGUUCUUUCAUUCAGAUGUA